Molecule: messenger RNA, 3677 nt
Organism: Cloeon dipterum
Lineage: Eukaryota; Metazoa; Arthropoda; Insecta; Ephemeroptera; Baetidae
Gene: haf
Product: leucine-rich repeat and fibronectin type-III domain-containing protein hattifattener
Exons: 12
Coding region: 265-3039 (924 amino acids)
Cellular component (GO): extracellular matrix; plasma membrane
Molecular function (GO): protein binding
Source: RefSeq, a predicted model, not a curated record
AACAUCCCAGGCUUGCAGUCAGUCGGUGCCUUCAGAGUCGCAAGUCGGCGCGGGAGUGAGUUUUGCGAGUCACUCAGCAGCGUUGUGGACACUUUUUACGCGUCCUCGGCAUUGGCAUGGAUUGACGGUGCUCUACGUCCGGCCACCCACGCGAAAAGACAUUUUCCGGCUGAGUGAGAUGAUGGGCAGGCGAUAAACCGACACCUAGGGUUCUCUGCGGUUGCUGCUUUUCUUGGAUAAUUUGCGUCAAAGGACACCACAAAGAUGACUGCGUUGCGUUGGCUAUGCGUGAGCGUGGCGUUGGUGGCGUGUGUCAGUGCGCAGCUAUGCCCGUGGCAGAACGACCACCCAGAGCUGUCGUCGGCGUGCUUGUGCGCGACCAACCUGGCCAGGGAGGUGUCCAUCCAGUGCGACCUGGUGGACUGGCCGCUGCUGCUGGGGGCCCUGAAGAGGCACCUGCCACCUGGGCCGGGCCCCGUGGUUGACCUGCUCUACGUCAGCAACAGCACCGUCCGCUCGCUGCCCGCCGACGUGCUGGCCGGCGUCCGACGCGUGCGCAGCCUCCAGAUGUCGGGCUGCAAGAUCGAGAAGAUCGAGACCGGGGCCUUCAGGGGGCACGAGGGUUCGCUCAAGAACCUCAAUUUGCAGGACAACCUGCUCGACUCGGUGCCGGUGGCAGCGCUGCGCCCCCUGCGCAACCUAACCCUUCUGGACCUGUCGCGAAACAAGUUGAAUCGCGUGGCCCAGGACUCUUUCAGCUCUCUCGGUUCCUUGGCCACCCUGAAGCUGGCCGACAACGAACUCACCCUGGAGCCAGGUGCAUUCCACGGGUUGGAGGGCUCCCUGAGAAAUCUCAACCUGAAAGGCACCAGGCAGAAGAGGUUACCUGAGGCGGUCAGGGGGCUCAGGGCCCUCGCUUUCCUCGACCUGGCGCAGAACGGACUGAGGGAACUGCCCUCGUCAGGUGCCGCCGCAGGAAGAAACCUUCAGGGUCUGGACUCCCUGACGGCCAUCAACCUGGAACGCAACCUGAUCCAGAGCGUGGCGCCUGAUGCGUUUGCUGGGGUCGCCGACACUCUGAGCUCGUUAUCCCUGCUGAACAACUUGCUCACUGACUUCCCAACGCCAGCAGUCUCCACCCUGAAGGAGCUCAGAGUUCUCGACAUCGGGUUCAACCUGAUCACCUCCCUCCCGACGGACGCCUUCAACGGCACACCGUCGCUGACCCUCCUGGCUCUUGACGGCAACCCCCUGGCGUCCGUAGCCGAGUCCUCGCUGGUCCGCCUCAACACGACGUUGAGGGGCCUCAGCAUCGGAGGACGCUUCCUAAAAUGCGACUGCAAGCUAAAGUGGCUCGCCAACUGGCUCAAAAAUGGAGAGCUGCAAGUGACCAGUCGAGAGAGGGCACCGCAGUUCUGCGGAGAGCCACCCAGACUCCGCGACAGAACGUUCGCUGCGAUCCAACCUGAAGAGCUUUCCUGCGAAGCAACUAACGAAGUUGAGGACGCAUCCUCGGCCAUCAUCGAAAACGCCAUCCCUGUUCUGGCCGUGGCGGCGCCUUCUUCGACGACAAGCACCACCACAUCAACCACAACAGAGGCAACAACGACUCCUUCAACAACUCCAUCGACGACCACCACCACUACAACAACAACCACUCCAGCUCCAGUGAGGAGCACAACAACGAGCGCAACGACGACCACAACCACGACAACAACGAGGCCAAUCACAACAACCACUACACAAAGGACGAGGUUAACGGGCUCAGCCAACGUGAUCGUGUCAAAACCACCCCUGACCACUGCUGUCCCAACUCCAAGAAUCGUCUCUACUACCGCUCCUAGGGCACAAAUCCCAAUAGUCAAGCAGAAGCCAGCUCUGAUUCUGGGUGGCACCCACAGGCACGGAAUGGAAGACGACGAUGAUGAGGUUAUCGUGAAAUCGGCCAAUCGCGUGGACAACUCGGUCGUCAUCAACUGGGACUCGCGAGCAACUAACAUUCUUGGCUUCAGGGUGGUUUACAGGCUCUUUGGCGACAGGAGCUUCAAGCAGGGACCACCCCUGGACGCCUCAGAACGCGAAUUCAAAAUCAAGAACGUUCCUCCUCAGGAGUGUUUGGUCGUGUGCGUGGUAUCUCUAGAGGAGGUUCGUGCCAGUCCAGACACUGUUCCUCCACGUCAGUGCCGCGAAAUCCGCACCGAGCAGAAAUACGCCGGCGCCUCCACAGGCAACAUGGACCGCGUGACGGUCGCUGCCAGUGCUGCCGUCUGCGGCGUCGUCCUCCUGGCCGUGCUUGCGCUGCUCGUGGUGAGCAGACGGAGGGCGCAAAAGCUGCGACGGGCCCUCACCAGGCAGCAACAGGUCGUGCCCCCUUCCAUUCCGCACGGACUCUGCCCUCACAAGGCAGCAAACUUGCUCAUGUCAGGAACUUUGUCUGGUGCGCCUCCGUCGAUCAGCGGCUUCAGGUCGCACCAGCCGAGCACCCUGGCCAGGGACUGGGAGGUCGGUUCCAUGUAUAGUGCCAGGAGCAUUCCUCGCCCGAGGGUGCUGGCCACUCCCUCGCACCACGGAUCGGUAAUGGGUUGUGAAGCAGGCGUGCACGGAGCCUCUGUAUCGCGCUCCAUUGCCGACGGACAGUCGCAGAGAUCCUUCUCAGGACUCUCAGCGGCUAAAUUCUUGAGCUCGGCCGGCGCCAUGUCUCGCGCAGAUUUGAGACAGUCAAGGCAGUCCCUUGCGGCCCCCUCAGAGAGAAUGUCUCGAGUUGGUUCGCCCCAAAGACGACCUCCUAGCGCUCAACAAGGCACACGGACACGUUCCCGGAGUCGUGAGAGCUUGAGCUACAUCGAGCAGACGAUGGAGGGCAGCCGACCUGCGAGCAGGUGCUCGUCUGCCCUUCACCGCCACCACCACACGCACCUACGCGCCGGCACCAACACCUCAGGCUACGACACCUCGGACAACUGGACCGACCACGACAUGGACAUCUACAUGGCCAGAAACCCGACCAGGGGCAGCAGGAACAGUCUGGUCAGGCUGUGAGGUCGAAUCCGCGGACACGGAUUAUUGUGCGCAGACAUGGCCGAUCGGGGCGCUUAAAGAAGGGAGUGGAGAAGGGAGUCGGGCCUGGACUGCAGUGGCUCCCUUCUUCACUCUCUAGUCGAGCACCGGCUCCACUUGAAGGCCGGAAGCUGACGAUAUAGCUUAAGGCUCCACUUACGAAAAUUUUACACGAGCAGACAACACGACUUGGUGGAGGUGACAAGACGACAUUUUUUAACGUUGUGGUUUUUGCAAUCAAAAUUUUGACGUCGCUACGAAUUAUGUGACUUAAAAGUGCCACCGACGUACUUCAGACGUGGAUCGACGGGUUGCAACUUUUCUCUAGAGUGUUCAUACGAAAGGACUCGGGAGGCGCCGAUAGUAUUUCCAAGUGCUCAAUCAUGAAGUACUCUUGAUAUAUUUUUGAAAUAACACUGAUCUAUUUAAGUAAGGCUCAAUUAUAAUUUUACGCGCAUCAUCUAUCAGUUGUAGGUUUAUCUCUCUCGUCUGUAAGCCUAUGAUAAUUGAAAGCCUGUCCAUGUACAUAAAUAAUUUUUGUUCCCGAGAAAACGAUUCCUUAGCAUUGUAGAGUAAACCCUUUUCAUAAAUCAAAUAAACACGAUUGUAUUUAAACCCAA